This is a messenger RNA of Stylophora pistillata, 1045 nucleotides long. RefSeq lists its product as uncharacterized. The record is from RefSeq and is a predicted model, not a curated record. NCBI's taxonomy places the organism in Eukaryota, Metazoa, Cnidaria, Anthozoa, Scleractinia, Pocilloporidae.
CUUGCCGAAUGCGUGUUUUUAUUCAAGCUGGAGCUCUCGUUUAAUUUGAAGAAAUUUUGUCUACAGCGGUGCGGCAAAAUUCUUCAGCAUAAUGAGAAAGUUAACCGUUGUUUUCUUGGUUUGGUUUUUGGUUACGGCACUACAGAUAUCAAGAACUGAAGAUGAUAUGGGUUGUUUUCCCAUAGAUGUAACAAGCUCCGACACAGCUUCCGACAUUUACGCACGACUUUAUUGGAUUUCAGAAGUGUGGAAGAAGAAUGCACCUUAUGAAAUCGGUUAUCCGCUAUUGUACAUUGCUCUUGUCCUUCUGACCCUCAUCCGGUUUUUGUGUUUGCUGAUUUCGUCCAAAGAAACACUCCUUGAGCAGUACGAAAACGAACAAAAGCGAGAACAGACGGAAGUUGAAUCUGAAAUCGACGAAGACGAGAAAGAGUACAUGGUCGCUGCAACAGAACCCGCUGAUGUCACUUCCGCCGAGCCCUCAAUACUAUCCGACAGCAAUGUCUUCAUUGCGGAACAAUUGGUCGAGUCAGUUGAACUACACCAACCUGAAACAGGCGCCUCGUGCAUGGUCAUGGAAAUGCCCCUAACGGAUGAACGUCGGCAAAAAAAAAUUACAGUCCCUGAGCAGCUCCCAGAUAUGGCCCCAGUCAAUACCACGGACAGCUUUACAUACCAUAUAAAACUGGGAGAGGUACUGGAAUCAAAAAUUUGUCCCGAGUCCUCUUUGGGAAAAGCUUGUGUUGUGGUUGCUGUUGGUGCUAUAAUUUCUUACGGAAUUUAUCGACUGGUCUCGAAGUAAAUAUUGGUCGAGAGGAAAAAUAUUUUCAGAGAUGUCUUUUCUACAAAAUGAACAGUUGUAAAAUAUUUCUUUGGACAAUACUUGAGUAACGUCAUUUCUAAAUUGUUCAGUUGUCGGUGGUUUGAAAAUCAGAUUUGAAAAAGAUUGGGGUGAUACUUUUUGUAAAUACGUCAAGGGUUGAAAAUACUGCCGUUUUCCGCCACUCAGUCAUUAAGUCGUGAAUAAAAAUGUUUGAUUCUAAAA